GGGCAGGGUCUCUGGCUGCUGCACUCAGAGACGCUGCGCGGAGCCCUCCAGAGCAGGGGCUGUAGCCAGGAGCCGGGCGGUCCGUCUCUGGAAGAAGCGCUAGGGACGGCGGGGAUGCUCCGGGAGAGCCUGCUUCCCGGUGCUUUGGCGCAGUAUGUUAGCUGCUUGGAAUUGGUGAACAAAAGACUGCCUUGUGGCCUUGCUCAGAUUGGAGUAUGCUUUCACUCUAUUCCAGAAAGUGAACAACAAAAUGAAAACCUUAGAAGAAUAGGCGAAAGGACCACGUCUUUGCUUGCAUGGUUUAGCUCUCCCAGAACUGCAGGACAGUGGCUCGAUUACUGGUUACGCCAGAGGCUCCAGUGGUGGAGAAAGUUUGCAGUAGUCCCAUCUAACUUCAGCAGCAGUGACUUUCAAGAUGAAGAAGGAAGAAGAGGAUUUAAGUUACAUUACAGCUUUCCCUGGGGAACAGAAACAGUAGAAACAUUGAAAAACCUUGGUGAUACUGAACUAUUACAGAUGUAUCCAGGGGAUAGUUCAAAACUACUUGGCCGAGAUGGAAGGAAGAAUGUUAUUCCUCAUGUUCUGUCUGUGAGUGGAAAUCUGGACCGAGGAGCAUUAGCAUAUCUCUUUGAUUCUCUACAGCUAGCUGAGAAUCCAUUAACAAAAAAGAAAAAUUCACAGAGAAAGGUACUUAAGCUUCAUCCUUGUUUAGCACCUCUUAAAGUGGCCUUGGAUGUAGGAAAAGGUCCAACAACAGAGCUGAGACAGGUUUGUCAAGGAUUGUUCAAUGAACUGUCAGAAAACAGAAUUUCUGUAUGGCCGGGUUAUCUUGAAACCGUGCAGGUAUCUCUGGAACAGCUUUAUACAAAGUACGAUGAGAUGAGCGUUCUCUUCACGGUCUUGAUAACCGAUGCCACUCUAGAGAAUGGAGUGGUCCAGCUGAGAAGCAGAGACACCACUAUGAAGGAAAUGAUGCACGUUUCUAGGCUGAAGGACUUUUUAACUAAGUAUGUAUCAUCAGCCAAAAAUGUGUAAACUUAAAGUUGUUGAAUAAAAGAAAUUUCUUAAAC
Molecule: messenger RNA, 1070 nt
Organism: Balearica regulorum gibbericeps (East African grey crowned-crane)
Lineage: Eukaryota; Metazoa; Chordata; Aves; Gruiformes; Gruidae
Gene: POLG2
Product: DNA polymerase gamma 2, accessory subunit
Biological process (GO): mitochondrial DNA replication
Cellular component (GO): cytoplasm; mitochondrion
Source: RefSeq, a predicted model, not a curated record